AAACCUCCACGAAAAUAGUCUCCCCUCGCGUAAUCACGUAGUCCUUCGCCGCAUUGGGGCAAAGUAAUCCCUUCAUUUUCCUGAAGGUACUGGGAAUAUAUUUCAUUCUUCUCCACAACGGAACAAUUUUAAAUGUUACUGCGAUAAGAGAAGUUACCUAUGGGAAAGUGGCUAAGCGACUGGGUAAAGAGAAAGAAAGGACAUGAAAAUGAAGUGCUGCGGAGGAAUUUUUGUCAAGCUGUGAGACGACGGACGGAGAGCGAAGGCGAUUGAGAGGGGCUGAGGAAAUUGUCCUCUGUGCAGGGGGCUUGCUUUAGGCCCGGGACCCUGCCUGCCCCUGUCGUCCGCAGAGAGAUGGAAAGCUUGAUGACUAGUUCUACCCUGCCACCCCUUUUUGCAGAUGAAGAUGGCUCCAAGGAGAGUAAUGACUUGGCUACAACUGGGUUAACCCACCCAGAGGUUCCAUACAGUAGUGGCACUGCAUCGUCCACCAACAAUCCGGAAUUUGUGGAGGAUCUCUCCCAAGGUCAGUUGCUUCAGAAUGAGUCUUCAAAUACAGCAGAAGGCAAUGAACAGAGGCAUGAAGAUGAGCAAAGAAGUAAACGAGGAGGUUGGUCCAAAGGAAGAAAGAGGAAGAAACCUCUUCGAGACAGCAAUGCACCCAAAUCCCCCCUCACAGGAUAUGUUCGGUUCAUGAAUGAGCGUCGUGAACAGCUUCGUGCAAAGAGACCAGAAGUCCCAUUUCCAGAAAUCACAAGGAUGUUAGGCAAUGAAUGGAGUAAACUGCCUCCUGAGGAAAAACAACGCUAUCUUGAUGAAGCAGACAGAGAUAAGGAGCGUUACAUGAAGGAACUGGAGCAGUAUCAGAAAACUGAGGCCUAUAAGGUCUUCAGUAGGAAAACCCAGGACCGCCAGAAAGGCAAAUCUCAUAGGCAAGAUGCAGCCCGACAGGCCACUCACGAUCACGAGAAAGAAACAGAGGUAAAGGAACGGUCUGUUUUUGACAUUCCUAUAUUUACAGAGGAAUUCCUGAACCACAGCAAAGCUCGGGAGGCAGAGCUCCGCCAGCUUCGCAAAUCCAACAUGGAGUUUGAGGAGAGGAAUGCAGCCCUGCAAAAGCAUGUGGAGAGCAUGCGCACAGCAGUGGAGAAGCUGGAGGUGGAUGUGAUCCAGGAACGGAGCCGCAACACGGUCUUACAGCAGCACCUGGAGACCCUACGGCAGGUGUUGACCAGCAGCUUUGCCAGCAUGCCCUUGCCUGGAAGUGGAGAGACACCAACAGUGGACACCAUUGACUCAUAUAUGAACAGACUGCACAGUAUUAUUUUAGCUAAUCCCCAAGACAAUGAAAACUUCAUAGCUACAGUUCGUGAAGUUGUGAACAGGCUUGAUCGUUAGUGAAUGGUCUUAGAGUUCCAAGAUGUUCUGUAAGUGUUUUUAUUUGUGAGGAAUGAGAAGCCAUCCAUGGAAAUUCGAACUGAGUUGGGGCAGAGACAGUACAGAUCCCUUUGCCUGUGAGAGAAUUAUCAGUGAGUGACAUGCCUGCACCCAGGAAGCCAUAUGAGGGAGCAGCAGAAGUAACACGUAUAUGGCAUAUGAACUUCCUAUGGAUGUCCGUGUGUGAAGCUUUGAAAGUGUACCGCCACUCUCCUGGGGUCUUCGGUUUCCUGUCAUUUCCACGGCUCUUAAAGUGGAUCUGCAUACAACAGCCGACUAGGUGACCCUGAGGCUGACAUCCACUGCAAAAAGGAAGACUUCUCAUGGCUGCAGUUUCGAUCGGACCCUUUUAUCAGUGGAGCUCCAGUUUUCUUACCUAGCUGUCAUUUUUUUUUAAAUGCCUUUGGGGGUUAUUUCUCACUAGCCCCCACCAAGUUAUACAUCUCCAUUUUCUGACCUCUGGGCUUUGUUGCUCAGCAGGGUUCUGAAGGAGAGUUUCUCUCAUUGGACAGGCCCAGUCUUCUCCCAUCGUUGCCCUGCUGUGACUCCAAAGAAAGGAGCUUCUUGUUGACAGUGCCCUGUGGAGGAAGGCUGUGUUUCCUACCCACAUGGUGCUCAGUGGGUGCCAGCCCUCUGAGCGGCUUUGUGAUUGCUGCCCUGAAGGAGAAUGCUCUUUCCUUCCUCCCUGGUACUGCCCGCUGUUUCCUAAGCAGGGCUCCUGCACAGACACCGAGUCCCAGCCCCAGCAAGGCUCUUCUGUUCCCGUCUGUUGGCACUGUCUUGCAGAGCAUUUUUGCUGAGGAAAAGGUCACUAGUAAACAGAGGAGAAAAGUAGUUUCUCAUUUGGUAUUUUUAAAAAGCCCGAAGUUUAGUGUAGGUGAAAACUGAGGGACUCCUGUCUUCUUCAGGUGUAAUGAUUCAUGGAUAGGUAGAAACAUCACCCAGAAUAGUGUCUUGAGCUCACAGAAAGGGCACAGAAGAAUUCUGGUAUCUUUUUUCUUCCUUCUGUAGCCAUUAACUCCUGAAUCUAUGUGAAGAAGAUAGGUAUCCCUUCCUUCUCUCUCCUUAGUAAGCGAUUUUUUUAAACAGC
Messenger RNA from Propithecus coquereli (Coquerel's sifaka), 2527 nucleotides. RefSeq names its product high mobility group 20A (gene HMG20A). The transcript is spliced from 10 exons. The record is from RefSeq and is a predicted model, not a curated record. Gene Ontology annotation, biological process: regulation of gene expression. The coding region runs from base 355 to 1398 and encodes 347 amino acids. Gene Ontology annotation, cellular component: nucleus. NCBI's taxonomy places the organism in Eukaryota, Metazoa, Chordata, Mammalia, Primates, Indriidae.